Molecule: messenger RNA, 342 nt
Organism: Lodderomyces theae
Lineage: Eukaryota; Fungi; Ascomycota; Pichiomycetes; Serinales; Debaryomycetaceae
Exons: 1
Coding region: 1-342 (113 amino acids)
Cellular component (GO): ascospore wall; lipid droplet; prospore membrane
Source: RefSeq, a predicted model, not a curated record
AUGAUUGUUUUGUGUCUUGUUGAUUGCAUUCCCUUCAUUGGUCCUGUAUUGGUGUUUUAUUUCCGUGUAACUUCAAAGGGGUUUUUGGCUCACCGAAGAUAUUUCGUAUUGAAAGGGUACAACAAAACAAAGAUGAAGCAAGCCUUCAAGGCAAACCGACCGGCUUACAUUGCCUUCGGACUCGCUGCCAUCUUGUUUGAAAUGAUGCCAUGGGUCGACAUUUUGAUCAUAUUUACCAAUACAAUUGGAGCAGCUUUAUGGGCUGUGGAUAUGGAAAACAAAGAGAGACAAGCUUUACAUCAAAUCGAGGAUGAAUAUAUUGUUGAACUUGCCUCCUUCUAG